Gymnodraco acuticeps is the source of this 1613-nucleotide messenger RNA. RefSeq names its product RAD23 homolog B, nucleotide excision repair protein (gene rad23b). The coding region runs from base 146 to 1264 and encodes 372 amino acids. Gene Ontology annotation, biological process: proteasome-mediated ubiquitin-dependent protein catabolic process; nucleotide-excision repair. The record is from RefSeq and is a predicted model, not a curated record. Gene Ontology annotation, cellular component: nucleoplasm; cytosol. Gene Ontology annotation, molecular function: damaged DNA binding; ubiquitin binding; polyubiquitin modification-dependent protein binding. The transcript is spliced from 10 exons. NCBI's taxonomy places the organism in Eukaryota, Metazoa, Chordata, Actinopteri, Perciformes, Bathydraconidae.
GCUUUAGUAUGUUACAUAGAAGAAGAAAAGCGAAAAGUCAUGGCGGCUGACAGCUUGUAAUGAGCCAACACAAACACACAAGCUUCUUGCAAGUUGGAUCUACAACCUUUAAACUUAGCCCGGGGAUAACAACUCUACCGACAAAAUGCAGAUAACUUUGAAAACCUUACAACAGCAGACGUUCAAAGUCGACAUCGAUGAAGAGGAGACGGUCAAGGCUUUGAAAGAGAAGAUCGAACAGGAGAAAGGAAAGGAACAUUUUUCAGUCGGUGGACUGAAGCUGAUAUAUGCUGGUAAAGUCCUCAGCGAUGACACAGCCCUCAAAGAAUACAAUAUCAAUGAGAAGAACUUUGUGGUCGUCAUGGUGACAAAGGCUAAAGCAGCCUCAGCCGCUCCUCAGGCUUCACCCACCUCCUCGGCUCCCAGCGCUGCGGCCUCCUCGUCCAGCUCUGACUCCACAGCAGAGCGCUCCUCUACAGACGACAAGCCAGAGGAGAGGCCGUCGGCUGCUGCAGCUGCAGCGUCCACCACUGUCGGAAGCUCUGAGGCCUCGACAAACACACUGAUUGAUGAGGCAGUUUCAAAUCUAGUGACGGGCCCAUCAUAUGAUGCCAUGGUGACCGAGAUGAUGCUUAUGGGAUACGAGAGGGAGCAGGUGGUGGCAGCUCUGAGAGCGAGCUUCAACAACCCCGACAGAGCGGUGGAGUACCUGCUCACGGGUAUUCCAGGCAGAGAUUCAGGCCUUGCAGCGGUAGUUCCUCCAGUGAGUGGAGUGUCUUCUGCACCCAUAGGUGGCAUUAGCCUUCCUGCCAACACUGGAUCUUCUCCAAGUGCUGGAGGAGGCAACCCCCUGAAUUUCCUCAGGAAUCAGCCCCAGUUCCACGUGAUGCGUCAGCUGAUCCAGCAGAAUGCUGCUCUGCUUCCUGCGCUGCUGCAGGAGAUCGGCAGGGAGAACCCCGAGCUGCUGCAGGAGAUCAGCAGCCACCAAGAGCAGUUCAUCCAGAUGCUGAAUGAACCCAACACAGAGGCGGUGCCGGCGGGGGGUGUAGCAGGAGCGGGGGGAGCAGGGGGGACUGCAGGUGAUGCGGCAGGCGGGAGUCAGAUGAGCUACAUCCAGGUCACGCCACAGGAGAAAGAGGCCAUUGAGAGGCUAAAAGCUUUAGGGUUUCCAGAAGGACUCGUUAUACAGGCGUACUUCGCCUGCGAGAAGAACGAGAACUUGGCGGCCAACUUCCUUUUACAACAGAACUUUGAAGAUGAUUAGAUCGUCGUUUUGACCUUUUUCUUAUUCCUUCUACUUUGAUUGCUUAAUAUGUGUUCAACAAGCCUGAUACAUUUCCAAGAUAAGUCAAAUGUGUAACACUGGAUCAUUAUCAGCUGGUGAACAAGAUGUUGUUGGUGAUCAGUUAUAAUGGAGGAACAAUUAAAGUACAAUACUUUUGCAUCAGAAAUCCCUUUUUUUAAACUUUAGUUAAUGAUUAUAGUUUUGCAAAAUGUGUCACAUUAUAAAUGCAGUUUGUUCGGGGCAGAUCCGAUUCAUGCACUCUUAUUGUUCUGUUUUUUUAAGUUGACAUGUAAUGGAGAUUUGAAAAAUUAAAGCUGUGCACAACAAA